ACAGAGCUAAAAAUCCAACCAGCUGACGCUUCUUUGUAUACAAACACUGAACUGACAGUUCAUACAUUGCGCCAAGAAUUUUCAUGUUUCGAUGGCUUUCAUUGGUCAAGAAAUCAUGACGUCAUUUGCUACGCGUAUCUUCAUUGGUUGAAUGUAUUAAUGAACCGGGGGAGUUACUCUAUUUAGGUCAUUCAUUUGACAGUUGGCACUUAAAAAAACAAAAACUGGGAUAAAGCUAAAUAAAAUCUGUAAAGCUGUUCUAUACCCAUUAGCGUGCAUCGUCAAUUUCUUGCAGAUUUCUUCACUCCACCCCCUUUGGUUGCCCCCCGGGUGUCCCUCAAAAAGAACUUGACCCUACUGUACUACAAUCUACCUCUCCCCACAUAAAUUCGGCAAUAGGGUGAUAAACUGGCAUUGCUGGGCACUAUUUUUAAUUUGCCAUGGGGUAGAUAUUGAAGAAUCUAGGGGUCCAAAGCCUAGGGCCCAAAAUUCAGUGCUGAAGUGUACAAUCCAGAGUGUACUCUGUUUAACAAAUAAAUCUGGGGCAUUUUGAUCGCGGGAGGGUUUUUUAGUUGUUAUAUUCUGGAAUGUUCUGGCAUUCGUACAUGGACUCAGGUAUAUUAUCUGGUAAGAGUGUCUCCCCCCAACAUGGUUAUGCAUCUAAUUAACCUUGGUAACUAAUCACGCACCUGCCAGAAAAUAGUUCUAUUGAUUUUGUUCUAUUUGUAUUUUUGAUAUGAUUUAAUAAAACACAGUCAUUUAAAAAUGUAACGAAUUGUCAAUAUUGACACACAAAUAACAAUGAGAGAUGAUUAAAAAACAACAUAAAAGUGAUAAACACAAUAUUGUUUAUUAUAAAAAUAGUCCUUUAAAGGACGCGGAUUAAUUUAAAACAUAAAGAUAGUGACCGCAGUGUCAAAAAUAAACACUGCAAUCCUGCUUAUUUUUUCCUUUUUUCUUCUAUUUGUUUGAGCAAACACACAAAAUGGAUACAUUGGUACAGUAAGGAGUCGUUCGGGAACGUUUAUGGGCCACCAGACGGCUUCCAGCAACAGUCUAGACCGUGUAAACGGGGAGCGACAAGUGGGGACUCGUGGAUUGGCUUGUAUAAAGAACUACAGCCAUGAGGUUGCACAGUGGAGUAGAUAACACCCAGUUGAUGGUGAUGCUCCAAGAUGCUUUAGUGAAAGAGACACAAAUAUGGAAGCCUUUACAGUAUGAACCUGUUAAGAAUAAGGAUGUGGAAAUUGGCUCAGAGGAGCGAGACGAGGCCACUAGAUGGCUUGGAAGGUUAACAGAACAGUUCCACAUGCACCCAGAGACAAUGGCCCUGGCGGUCACAGUGCUCGACAGGUUCUUGCAUUCAGUAAAGGCACGUCCUAAGUAUCUUAGAUGCAUUACUCUCACAUGCUUCUACCUAGCAGCCAAAUCCACUGAAGAAGAUGAAAUUAUACCAGGAACAGAUGAGCUGGUACGGGAAAGUGGAUGUGCGUGCAGCGUCGUUGACGUACUACGUAUGGAGAGAAUUAUCCUCGACAAACUCUCCUGGGAUCUCCGGAGCAUAACAUCUCUGGAUUUCCUCCACAUUUUCCAUGCUCUGCUGAUGUCCAGGUGUCCCCACUUGUUAGAUUCUAUGCGAAAUAUGACUGCAUCCCGCCAACUCAGUAUACUUACUCGCAAGUUGGAACGAUGCAUCGCAUUUCACGAGAUUCUAGCUUACAGACCCGCCACGGUGGCGCUGGCGUUGCUGAGUCUUGAGCUGGAACUAUUCGUACCUGAAUGGUUCCGAAUGACGAUAGCCCUUCAGAAAACUAUACAGGUUAAUAAUCAUGAUUUGAUCCACUGUCGAGAGAUAAUGACUCAUCAUCUAUCUUUGUACCCUCGUCUUCACGUAGCAUACAUCCAUAACAAAACUAGCAAACGCAAGGUUGAGGAGAUAGAAGUCGAUGAUGAUGAAGACAUUUAUGAUAGCAUAAAACGACUUUAUAAUGAAGAUGACAACUCCUCUUCAGUCAUUACUGUUGUCUCCGGCAGUUAACCAAUCAAAUUGCAUAUUUGAUUAGCCAAUCAAAUUGACUGUUACAGGUACAUUUUUUUGAUUGGCCAUUUGUAUUUAGCAAUGGACCAAUCAGAUUAUAGCUAAGGAGAGUUCAGCCAAUCAGGUAUUGCAGAGCAAUGCCAAAGUGACCUCAUUUGAAUCUGAGCUUUAAUGUAAUGUUUUAGUUAAAUCCAAGUUUUAUUGGAAUGAACCAAUCACAUUAUAAUGCUUUCACAUUGGUCAGGCAUCAAAAAACAUAAUGGACAGUUUAGUCAGUUUGAUUGACCAAUCAAAUGAUUUCAUUUAGAUUGGAUAAAGGAGUGGCAAAAGUUUAUUUAAGAUUUCGAUUUAUUGGAUUUGUGCCAUGGGAAUAAAUAUUUAAGAUUAGUCAAGUCUUGGUUUCCCUGUUAUAAAUAGAAAUCCUGCAAAUGUAGCUUCUGCAUUUAUAAUUUCAGCGGUGUCAUAGACGAACAAAAAAUAAUUAUCUAGGGCUUUUAAUUGUUACUCAUUGUUACAUAUA
Messenger RNA from Owenia fusiformis, 2558 nucleotides. The record is from the annotation of a GenBank genome assembly. Lineage: Eukaryota; Metazoa; Annelida; Polychaeta; Sabellida; Oweniidae.